AUGGCAACUCAGACCGACUUCGCGGCUUCCGCGUCCAUACUGCUGAGCAUCCUGUCGAUUUUGGUUACUUUGGUGACCAUUCCGAUGAUAUUCCAGAAAGGGUCGAGAAUUCAGGAUAGUUUGGAAGAGAGAGUCAUUCGUUUCAAAGAAGUGAGCGAUGAGGCGUGGUCUGAAUUGUCAAUACUGCACAGCGAAAACCCAAUGAGGGUGAGGAAAACGAGACAGGUCGAACGCGGAUUUUGUGAAUGUUACGACGAAAACCCUUGUCCUCCUGGGCCACCAGGACCUAGAGGCGAACCGGGCGAAGACGGUCCGCCCGGAAAGCGAGGACCCAAAGGCGAAAAGGGUAGACCAGGAGUUGCACCAAGCAUCGUCGCGAAAGAACCGGAAUCAUGCCGUGUUUGUCCGCCUGGACCUAAGGGGCCGCCAGGCAACAAGGGUGCUAGAGGACCACAGGGACCACCUGGUCCACCAGGAAAUCCUGGCCCAGACGGCAAAGACGGCAAAACUGGACCUCGUGGACCCGAAGGACCGCCAGGCGAGAAAGGUCCCAUUGGUGAACGAGGACCUAAAGGUAUUCCAGGAAAAGAUGGUAUCAGGGGAAUCAAAGGCCCAGUUGGUCCCCAAGGUCAACGCGGCCCCGAAGGUCAGAAAGGUCCGACAGGAUCGUCUGGUAAACCUGGCAAAAAUGGCCAGAUGGGUGAACCGGGACCUCAGGGAGAACAGGGACCGCCGGGAGAUGACGGUGUUGACGGAGUACAGGGACCACAGGGUCCACCUGGCGGACCGGGCAAAGACGCCCAGUACUGCCCUUGUCCCAAGCGUACUUUCAGGAAGCAGCGGCAGUGA
This is a messenger RNA of Soboliphyme baturini, 849 nucleotides long. The record is from the annotation of a GenBank genome assembly. Lineage: Eukaryota; Metazoa; Nematoda; Enoplea; Dioctophymatida; Soboliphymatidae.